AUGGAUGAUCCUGCCCAUUUACUAGACUGGCUACCGGAAGUCCCACUCGACACAGAUCAAAGCACCUUGUCCGAUUUGAUGAUCUAUGCAGACUCGGAUUAUCCUGAAACCAGACAUAAAAUCCAACUGAAGUUCAUUGAUGAUAGAGAAGAUGUGCAGGCUUUCAGUUCGGAGAAUGCAGCCAGACAUCGGCGGUCAAUUUUCUCAGCCUACGAUUGCAAAGUUGAGUCUGAUGUCGAUAUACAAGAUUCUGAACGCCUUGCCAUGAGCGAGGUAAUCACUCGCUCCGUGCCCAGUAGAAACAUCAAUAAAGCUCUAUCCGAUUUAGAGGUCCUCAACGAUGACAUCGAUUCUCAUGUGGGAUGGUCUCAGUUUCGUGGACCAUUCGGGGCAUUCAGAAUGUCACCACAAAAGUGGCUUUCACCAGGAUGUGUUGAAUCUGAGAGGAUAAAAUUGCCUCUCCAGCAAUGGGAGCAAGAGCUGGAGGAGACAUUGAGAGGUGACGAAUUUGAAUUCGACAAUCUUGUGGUACAAGGAAUGACUGCCAAUGACAACUGGAUACCGGAAGAAGCCGAUUUAUUGCCAACUCACAGCACACAAAUAUGCUCACUUGAGCCACAACUCCAACCACAUAUUAAAAUUUUUGGCGGGAAUAUAGAAGGCUGGACUCUACUGUCCCACUAUAAAGACCAGAUCGUGCCCCUGAUUUCUCCCUUGCGUCGUGGCCAGGAGUCUCCGUGGAUCAGUUUGGUUAUACCAUGUGCAGUCACAACGUUGGGCGAAUUGACAAUAAAUGGGUCGGUAAAUCAUGCGAGACUGGCACUAUUGAAUGCAGUGUGGGGAAACAGUUCCUUCCAUCUCGGCAACAGUGUCUCUUGCCCAGCAGACUGGAAGGCAAGUGGGGAGAUGUACUUGAAGCGUGCUCAACACCACUUCCAGAAAUGCAUGGAAGAGACCUGCCUAUCGACCUCGAAAAAGAGCAAAUACAAGGAGAUUUUAAUGGCAAUCUUGAGUCUUUCAAAUGCAUUUAUGUUCAAAGGAGACACAACCCAGCGACGCGCAUACCUCGUCCAAACCGAGAAGUUUAUUCGCGUUAGAGGACUCAGUCAACCAAAGUUAUCAUCUAAGAAAAGAUCGCUACACCACUGUUAUGCGUUCAUGAGGAUCAUUGCAGAAACAACAUGCGUUGCCAAUAGUACGAAUCUGCAGCUGCUCGAGAUGAAUGGUGAAACAAUCGACGACACAAUAUAUGAAGGGGACUUUCGUAUAUCUCCCAAUCUGGACUUUUCCGCCGAGUCAAUGACCGAAGAAAAGGACCCUGAAAUGGGACAGCGGGAUCUCCACCUCGCAAUCCCUGGCCGAUGGAGCUCUACGCUGUUUCCAAUAGUAUAUGGCGUUGACGAACUGUUCCUCAUGCUCCUAUCCCAAGUGAUCCGCCUCGCCAAUGAGCGCGAUCUCUCAACCAUGUGCACCAAAGCACAAGAAGAGCAUCUGAGCUUGAGGAGCUUUUGGAUACGAGCAAAAGCCAUCGAAAAGGCCAUCAAUGCCUUGAUUUACUCCUCGGCAACAGGAGAUAACCAUGCCCAUGCAGUGCAGGACAAAUCAGUAACUAUCCAAGCAAUGUCUAUGUCCCUGCUGAUCUUCUUUCAUCGCCGAGUAUACGAAGUUGAUCCUGAAAUGAUCCAAUGCAAAGUUGCUAUCGUGCGAAACUACCUGAUGCAGAUUCAAGCAGAAGAAACAAAUUCCAUCGAUGGUAACACUGCUGCGCUUAUAUGGCCUGCGUUUAUUGCUGCAUGUGAGGCGGUGGAGCCUGAUCUGCAGCUGUUCUUUUCUUCCUGGUUUGAUUAUUGUUUUGCGACUACUACCUUGGUCUAUGCAUCAGCUGCCAAACAGAUCUUUGAGACUAUUUGGACAAAGAGGUCAAAUCCAGGACUGGACGGACAAGUUUAUAGUUGGCCGGAUAUUCUGAGGGAAAGCAAUACGAUAUUUACGUGUGUAUGA
This is a messenger RNA of Penicillium nucicola, 2001 nucleotides long. Its product is annotated as fungal specific transcription factor domain-containing protein. The record is from RefSeq and is a predicted model, not a curated record. Bases 1 to 2001 code for a protein of 666 amino acids. Lineage: Eukaryota; Fungi; Ascomycota; Eurotiomycetes; Eurotiales; Aspergillaceae. Gene Ontology annotation, biological process: positive regulation of transcription by RNA polymerase II. Gene Ontology annotation, molecular function: transcription cis-regulatory region binding; DNA-binding transcription factor activity. The transcript has 3 exons. Gene Ontology annotation, cellular component: nucleus.